Messenger RNA from Osmia lignaria (orchard mason bee), 2958 nucleotides. Its product is annotated as mucolipin-3. Gene Ontology annotation, molecular function: NAADP-sensitive calcium-release channel activity. Lineage: Eukaryota; Metazoa; Arthropoda; Insecta; Hymenoptera; Megachilidae. The record is from RefSeq and is a predicted model, not a curated record. Gene Ontology annotation, cellular component: plasma membrane; lysosomal membrane.
CGUGAUCAUCUGGUUUCAAAGAACGGCCAAAGGAGCGCGCCGAUCAGUAGAGCUAGAUACGUGAAUUGGAUGGCGUGCGAUGGCUGUUGCUAACAACGUAAAGUCAUUGCGAUCGCCCUUCGUUGCGUAUUACAAUCCAAUCAACGCAUGUGAACAACUGGGAGUCCCAUCGUCCGUCGGAAACUGGAACGACAGUUCCGCGGGAUAGAAUAUCUUCGAUCAUCAAUUUUCAGUUCGUUUCAUUGUUUCUUGAUAGUACGAUUCGUACAAAAUGUCGGAAUCACAGAAAAGAAGGGAAGAAUCCAGAGGUAAUAUUCUCAGGAACCAUUCGUGGAGUAAUGGACCUGACAGCGACGACGAGCUGGGUGGCGAGAAUGGACUACUCAACGAAAAUAUAAGUCCAAGUCAUCAUCAAUCAACUCUAAAUGAUGAUCCAUCAGCGUGCAAUAUGACACUGUUUGUUGAGGAAAAAAUGCGUAGAAAAUUGAAAUUCUUCUUCAUGAAUCCAAUUGAAAAAUGGCGAGCAAAGCGUAGAUUUCCAUAUAAAUUUACUGUACAAGUUAUCAAAAUUCUGUUAGUCACUGUACAGUUGUGCUUAUUUGCUCAUAACAAUUACAUGCAUGUGAAUUAUGCUUGGGAUAAUAGAAUAGCUUUUUCACACCUGUUUCUCAGAGGUUGGGAUGCUAUUCAGGAGGUACCAACUUAUCCACCAGCAACAGGUCCCUUGGCAAUUUAUAAGAAAGAUGAUUUCUUCAACACAAUUGAUUAUGCUUUAAAUGGGUACUAUAAUCUUAGUAAUGCUAUUGGAUCAUAUUCAUACACUGAGGAAGAUAAUUCAAGAAGUUCAGUUGUCUUAUGCUUGUACCAAUAUAAGGAAGGUGUUAUAUUUGGUUUCAAUGAAAGUUACGUUUUUGACAAAGAAAUCGUGAAAACUUGCAUAAAUAUAACUCAUCAGUUUUACCAGCAAUUUAGUACAUCAAAGCGUUUGUUGUUCGACCAAAAUAUCGUUGUAAAUUUCUCGGCUCUUGUCAAAGCUCAUUUAAAAUUUGCCUUGAAAACAAUUAACUUAAAAGCUGCCGGACCAAUGGCACCACCAGACUGUUACCAAUUUGAUAUAAAAAUUACUUUCGACAAUCGUGAUUUCGACGGGCAGAUGUUGCUUUCAUUAGACGCUGAACCAACGAGAUUACAAUGUAAAGGUGAUACGCGUUACAUCGUGCAUAAUCACAUUGAAUCAAUUCUAAGAACUUUACUGAAUCUGCUCGUAAUUUUAAUUUGCACUGUAUCUCUUGCUUUGUGUUCAAGAGCCAUAUACAGAGCGCAAUUACUUAAAUUCGAAACUAUGAAUUUCUUCAAGAAAACUUACGGUACAUCGUUGAGUUUUGAGGGCAGAUUAGAAUUUCUGAAUCUAUGGUAUGUAAUGAUUAUCGUGAACGAUCUGUUAAUUAUCAUUGGCUCGGCGGUAAAAGAACAAAUUGAACGGAAACAGUUUGGUAGCGAUCAUUGGAACGUGUGUAGCAUAUUCCUUGGCACUGGAAAUUUACUCGUUUGGUUCGGCGUAUUGCGAUAUCUCGGCUUCUUCAAAACGUAUAACGUUGUUAUUUUAACGUUAAAAACAGCCGCACCGAAAGUAGCACGAUAUUUAAUAUGCGCGAUUCUUAUUUACGCUGGUUUUACGUUUUGCGGCUGGCUGAUAUUGGGCCCGUAUCACAUGAAGUUCAGAUCGCUCGCCACGACUUCUGAAUGUCUGUUUGCUUUGAUAAACGGCGAUGAUAUGUUCGCCACAUUUACUAUAAUGUCUUUCAAAUCGCCAAUACUAUGGUGGUAUUCUAGGAUCUAUUUAUACACCUUCAUUUCAUUGUACAUAUACGUGGUUUUAAGUUUAUUCAUUUCUGUGAUAAUGGACGCUUACGACACAAUUAAGGUUUAUUAUCGCGACGGUUUCCCGAAAAAUGAUUUGCAAACUUUUAUAGCUGCUUGUACAGACGAAGCAUCCAGCGGUCUCUAUAGAGAUGAUUGUGAGAAAAGCGAUUUAUCCGAGCUGAUAGAUCGAUUAUUUUGUUGUCGGAAAAGACCCUUUUACGGGUCAUUCACAGAUUCAAACACAGAAAUCUCAACGAAGCCGGAACAAGCGUGCGGGGGGGCAAUCUGUAUAUAGUCCAUUAAUCGACAAUAAUGUAUUAGAUAGAUCAUAUGGUUCCACGGCAGAUAUUGGGUAUUAUAAUGACAAUUUUGUCAUAUAAAGUAUUUUUUUAAUGAAAUUGUUACGAUUAUAUUUUUUGUUUGUUUUGAAUACUGCGGUUGGCUGCCAUUUUUAUAUUUUAUAUAUGUAUGUUACUAACGAUAGAUAAUUCCGUUCACUUCCGUUUGCGUACUGCGGAAUAUUUUUGCUAAAAAUAUUUCUGCAGAAAGUGUGCGGGUGUACAUUCGAGUGCAACUUAGGCUUCACGAUUGGGAGAGCCAAAGAGAGUCUAACAUAGAACCUCCGCUCCCACAAAUAAAAUAUAUGUACAAAUAAGGCAAAUGAGAAGACAUUUUUGUCUCUACCCUUUUCUUUCAUUAAGGGAAGCCUCAGUUGUACAUAAUAAUAACGGCAAUAAUGUCGUUCAUACACAGUAUAAUUUAUAAAGUAUUAACGCACGAUAAUUGUAGAAAGUUAAUCUUUCUGCCAAAAACAUUUAAUGAUGCAAAGUGUAUGUAAAAAUCAUAUAUCUUCUUAUUAAGGAACAAUUACAUGUAUAAACAAAACUGUAAUGCCAAAGUCAUUAAGGAAAGUCAUCGUGCACAGUUUUGUAUGUACACAAACUUGUAUAAAUAUUAAGUCUUAUUUUCCAUACAACCGUGGACGAAAUUAAUUUUGAAAUGUGAGGAAUAGAAGAAAAUAUAUUUCUAUUAAAAGUGUCAUUAAACGUGAAGUAGUGAAUUACAAGACUAAUUGUUAGAUGACUAGAUACUUAA